Molecule: messenger RNA, 1066 nt
Organism: Bipolaris sorokiniana ND90Pr
Lineage: Eukaryota; Fungi; Ascomycota; Dothideomycetes; Pleosporales; Pleosporaceae
Exons: 2
Coding region: 127-663 (178 amino acids)
Source: RefSeq, a predicted model, not a curated record
UCACCACCACUACCACUACCACCACCACCACCAACGGGAUAUAAGUUAACCCACAUCUGCCCUAUUCGACCAUCACCCACUGGCCAUUUCACUUUCCGCCACUCCUACUACACAACCGCCAACAACAUGUCUUUCCUUCUCCGCACUUCGACCCUCGUUCGCCAGAGGCUCUUCACCACCUCUGCACGUGCUCGCACUGCCAUUUCCCUCGAGGAUGCCACAGCAGCACACAUGGCAGCCGCCCCAGGCGCCAGUGUUGUCCCCAAGCUCGGAAGGGUCGCCAGAUGGUACCUCCCUACCAUGGCCAUGGUAGCCAUCGGUAUGAUCUAUCUUCCCAGAGAUGCAUCAUCGUCGCAGCCUCGCCGGCCACUUUCGCUUGGUGAUGCUAAUGCUAACAUAGGUUUUGGUGUUACAAAUGCCCUCAAUGAUGCCAACCGCAAGGUCCACUCUGCACUAGAGCUGACCCAGGAGCAAAGGAACCAGAUGCUCAUGGACGCCUAUGGCGAGCGCUCUAGCCUGCAAGACAUGGAGCGCGCCAUUGCCGGUCUAGAAGCCAGGCUCACUACGCGCAAGGACAGGAACAAGAUUCUCGAGGAGGCGUACGGCGACAAGACCAGCAUCGAGGAUCUUCAGCGUGCCAUGGAGAUUUACGAGGUGCAAUGAGUGAAGGCGAGGCGUUGAGAGGGGAGGUUGUAAGAAACUAGCCGAGCAGAAACGACCAGUGUUGCGUGCAACAACGGACACACGCCACAGGAAGGACCCGAAGAAAGGCACGAGAGAGAACAAGGAAAUCCAUGCGCUGCGCGCCAUGGACCCCACACUGCAUACCAGGUCACGAGCAACGGCCAUCACAGCAUUCAAGCUGUCCCCGGCUCGUGUGCCCUGCGGAAUUGAAGGAGACAGACAUCAUUUUCAUCGCUCAGCAUAGCAUCUAGCGUUUUUUUUCCUUUCAUAGCAUCUGGCGUCAAAGAGAAACCCUCUAGAAAAAAUAGAGGGGGCUACGAAUCAUGUAUCAUAUUUCAGAAUCAAAUAUCAAACAUUAACAAACAUUCAAAUGCAAUGUAUU